AUGUUGUCUGAUACUUUACUGUCUUUGUGGCAGAGGUUGGGGUUUGGAGUAUGUUGUCUGAUACUUUACUAUCUUUGUGGCAGAGGUUGGGGUUUGGAGUAUGUUGUCCCAUCUCUGCAGCUCCUCAGGACAGGUACCUGGUUCUCUCCCUCCAGGAAGGGGGGAUCAUAUGAUGGCCGGUCACCGUCCAGUGAGUCCUUGUUCCCCCCUAGGGAGUCAGAGCCUGCUUAUGGGUUUGAGGUGGAGCCACAGAGAGGCUACUGUCUGCUGCCCCUGCAGCUGGCUUUCCUGGGCCCCCAGGCCUGGACCCUCAGUUCCGUACAAGACUCCUCUCCUUUGCUGCUUUCCCUGAUGUGGUUAGAGUCUCAAGGACCUCCCCCUGACUUUACAUUGACCUUUCAAGCUAACAGAGGCUGUUUGUUCUGUGCCAGGUGCUGA
Rangifer tarandus platyrhynchus (Svalbard reindeer) is the source of this 438-nucleotide messenger RNA. Lineage: Eukaryota; Metazoa; Chordata; Mammalia; Artiodactyla; Cervidae. The record is from the annotation of a GenBank genome assembly.